AAAGAAUUCUAUAAAAACUGGAGGAUCCGGCGGCUGUUUGGUAAACAGUUUCGAACUGGAUAUCGAGGCCAGAGCAUCAGGCGAUAGGCUGAGUUCUAUUACCGAGACCAUUAGUAGUUUUAACAGCCUGCGGUGUACACACGACAUCAAACUCAGUCGCCUCACACCAUCGAUGUGAACAAACUACAUGUACAUCAUUCCGGCAAAAAAAUGAAAGCGAAAAUGAAUUUUCUGAAGGCCCUGCUGGCCCGGGGUCUGUUCGCAAUCCAUGGCAUCAUCACCAUCUGGCGAGUCACGGAGGUGAAUUCCGAGAUAUACUAUUUGCUGGUCAUCCCGGUUUGUCUGGUGCCCGUGGAGAUGAUCACCACGCUGAAAUUUGCCGACGACGGCGAAUGGAAGUGGUUCUGUCCCAGCGUUCUCCUGUAUCUGGCUAGUGUGGUGCCGGGCCUGUGGCUGCUGCAAUUCGACUUGUACGACAAACGCAUCGCGUAUCGAGAAUCGAUGGGCUGGACAGAUUGCUCGGGAGAUUUUAUGUACAACGAAACGUCUCUCAGCUUUGAUGUUGUAGGGUUUAAUUUGGUCGUCCCUGUGACCCUGUCAGACGAAGACUGGGCUGUGACCUUGGAGCAAGUCCUAAUUAUCCUCCUGAUCUUGGGAAGAUGGCUGCUGCCCAAGGGAUCACUCACCCGCGACCAGCUCUCCCAGUUGCUGCUCGUGUACAUCGCCAUGGGUGCAGACAUCCUGGAGUUCUUCGGGGAGAGUUUGGGGGAGGAAACGGUCAUCUGCAACCGCGCGCUCAUCACGGUCAUUCUCCUCAUCUGGAGCUGGAGUCUGGGUCAGUUUACAUUGGUGAGGACGUCGGUGUCCGCCGCCGCUGACCAACCGGCAGCCAAGCGACGACGCAAAUCUGUAGUCUCGGGGGUGUUCGGAGGCUGCUGUGGCAGCGAGAUCUGGACCCUGUGUAUCGCCAUCGUCAUGCAGGACGGCCCGUUCCUGAUUGUUCGGCUCUAUCUCAUCAUCGUCAGCGGCACGGUUAAUCAGCUGAUGCUGUUUUUCACGGUCAAGAACGUCGUGAUCAUUUCGCUGCAGUUGUACCGGAUUGCCAUCCUGCGCUUCCCCGGGCUGUGCCCAGGGGUGCAGACCGAUCCUGACGUUGAAGAAGGGGUGCCGGAGGCGGAACCGGAAGGCAGGGACAAUGAAGGAUUGGAAGUUGAUGAUGAGGGGCAAGUGGAAGAAAAGGAAAACAAAGACGAACAGAAGGAACAUGUGAUUGGAACCGAAUUCUAAUAGAGAAGUAUCAAGUAUUCGUUUAAUAACUGUUGGUAGAAAAAUAAAGACAUGCACCGUCAACAUUUGGGUCGUUUUAAAGUUAAUUACAUGUACUCCAAGAGUGACAGUUGUCACAGGUUGCUUUAACUCAUUAAACCAUAAUUAUGUACCUUCCCACCUACCACCGUUUUGGAGGGAUCUAUAAAAUUUUGAACAACCCGGAUAUAGAGCAGUUUUUUAUGCUGAACCGCCAUUCAGAAUCACUGCACCGUGGUCAGACCAGGGCUUCCAGCCUUGGAGUUUGAAUAGCGUAAUUGUGUUCCGAAAAUGACACAUCCUUUACUCUAUAAUAUAAUCAGCGAUGGUAUGCUAUUGAACUCACAACAGAACUAGCGGAAGACCGAGUUGAUUGUAUAGGGGUGCAGACAAGUGAGAAUUUUUGACCAGCUCAUUAGCAUUAAAAGUGCCCCCCACAGUAUCUUUUGAAAAAGGAGAUUGUUU
Molecule: messenger RNA, 1770 nt
Organism: Acanthaster planci (crown-of-thorns starfish)
Lineage: Eukaryota; Metazoa; Echinodermata; Asteroidea; Valvatida; Acanthasteridae
Product: transmembrane protein 26-like
Source: RefSeq, a predicted model, not a curated record